Molecule: messenger RNA, 1056 nt
Organism: Empidonax traillii (willow flycatcher)
Lineage: Eukaryota; Metazoa; Chordata; Aves; Passeriformes; Tyrannidae
Gene: CD226
Product: CD226 molecule
Biological process (GO): positive regulation of natural killer cell mediated cytotoxicity directed against tumor cell target; positive regulation of type II interferon production; positive regulation of immunoglobulin mediated immune response
Cellular component (GO): external side of plasma membrane
Source: RefSeq, a predicted model, not a curated record
AUGGCAUGCAUCCUCAGUAAAUUGGCAGAGGACAUACGGGUUCAGCUGGACAGGAUGUUUGGAAAAGAAGAAAGAGAGUCAAAAAAACCUGCUGUACUUCCUUUCAGAGUUAAUGCAGGAGGAGUGCUUCUCAAACCAUCAGGAAGCAUAGGGUAUUAUGACACAAGAGGCUCUGCUAGCACACUGAAGUUUGUGGAUUCAUCUGUAAAGCUUACUGCGAAGGUGAAACUGCAAUGUACAUAUCCAAAGAAAGGUGUGAUAAUCCAGAUAUGUUGAAUGAAAAUUAAUGUAACUCAUAAAGAAAAUGAAGCUGUCUUACAUGCAACCUAUGGCAUUUAUAGAAAAGACAAAUACAAUGGAAGAACUUAUUUUGAAAAUGCUUCCAGUGACAAGUCCUCAUCCUUCAUCAAGAGCAUCAAAGAUGAUGAUCUUUACAUUUGCUUCAUUGUAGCUAACACAGAUGGAAUUUUGAAAAAGGGAAUAGGAAUUAUUCAGCCAGCGGAUGCUUUUGAAGUGUCUGAGAAACAAAAUAAUACCACGUUUACCAAAGCAGGAGAAAAUGUUACUUUUACUUGCCUUUAUAAAACCAGAGAUUCAAUGCAGCAAGCAAUGUGGGAAGGGGUUAAAGCAGAUUGGGUAGAUAUCAUAAUUCUGUGCAACUCUUCUGGAAAGCAAAGCUUUUGUUCAGAUUUCAAAGAGCGUACACUGGUGGAUUGUUCUCACCAGGCAAACCCUAGGAUCGUCUUUCAAAACAUUACAGCCUCUGACUUUGCACUGUACUGCUGUGUAGCUGCUGGAAGAAACAAAACCUGUGUGAUGAAUUCUACUGUGGUUGGAACUUGGGAUCACAAAUGGUUUAUUACCUACAUAGCUGGAGGGACUUCUCCUGCUGUUUUGCUGUUAUUUUUCCUAUUGAUCUUCUGCAUCAUCAGUGCUUUUUGCAAAAAAAAGAAGAGGAAGAGGAUCACAGAGGCCUUAUAAAAAAUUUUGUACUCUAUUCAGACCUGGGUAAGGUCACCUGACGAGAUGGAGUUACUCAGGUCUCGUACUAUAUAU